GGGAGAGGAGAGAGCGCGCGGCGAUGGCGGCGGCGCCGGCCCUGAAGCACUGGCGCACUACGCUGGAGCGGGUGGAGAAAUUCGUGUCGCCGCUCUACUUUACCGACUGUAAUCUCCGCGGCAGGCUCUUCGGAGACAGCUGCCCAGUGGCCGAGCUCUCCAGCUUCUUGACGCCCGAAAGGCUUCCCUACCAGGAGGCAGUCCAGCAGGAUUUCCGCCCCGCGCAGGUCGGCGACAGCUUCGGACCCACAUGGUGGACCUGUUGGUUCCGGGUGGAGCUGACCAUCCCAGAGGCAUGGGUGGGUCAGGAAGUUCACCUUCGCUGGGAAAGUGAUGGAGAAGGCCUGGUGUGGCGUGAUGGGGAACCUGUCCAGGGUUUGACCAAAGAGGGGGAGAAGACCAGCUAUGUCCUGACUGAAAAGCUGGGGGAAGAAGACCCCCGGAGCCUGACCCUCUAUGUGGAAGUAGCCUGCAAUGGGCUCCUGGGGGCCGGGAAGGGAACCAUGAUCGCAGCCCCUGACCCAGAGAAGAUGUUCCAGGUGAGCCGGGCUGAGCUGGCCGUGUUCCACCGGGAUGUCCACAAGCUCCUGGUGGAUCUGGAGCUGCUGCUGGGGAUGGCCAAGGGCCUCGGGGAGGACAACCAGCGCAGCUACCAGGCCCUGUACACAGCCAACCAGAUGGUGAACAUAUGUGACCCCGCCCAGCCGGAGACCUUCCCAGUGGCCCAGGCCCUGGCCUCCAAGUUCUUUGGCCAACGUGGGGGUGAAAGCCAGCAUACCAUCCAUGCCCUGGGGCACUGCCACAUUGAUACAGCCUGGCUCUGGCCCUUCAAGGAGACCGUGCGGAAAUGUGCCCGGAGCUGGGUGACAGUCGUUCAGCUCAUGGAGCGGAAUCCUGAGUUCAUCUUUGCCUGCUCCCAGGCACAGCAGCUCGCGUGGGUGAAGAGCCACUACCCUGGCCUGCAUGCCCGGCUCCAGGAGUUCGCCUGCCGUGGGCAAUUUGUGCCCGUCGGGGGCACCUGGGUGGAGAUGGAUGGGAACCUUCCCAGUGGAGAGGCCAUGGUGAGGCAGUUCCUGCAGGGACAGAGCUUCUUCCUGCAGGAGUUUGGGAAGAUGUGCUCUGAGUUCUGGCUGCCAGACACAUUCGGCUACUCAGUGCAGCUCCCACAGAUCAUGCGCAGCUGUGGCAUCAGGCACUUCCUCACCCAAAAACUGAGCUGGAACCUGGUGAACAACUUCCCGCACCAUACCUUUUUCUGGGAGGGGCUGGAUGGCUCCCGGGUGCUGGCCCACUUCCCGCCUGGUGACUCAUAUGGGAUGCAGGGCAGUGUGGAGGAGGUGCUGAAGACUGUGGCCAAAAACCGGGACAAGGGGCGUACCAACCACAGUGCCUUCCUCUUUGGCUUUGGGGAUGGGGGUGGUGGCCCCACCCAGACCAUGGUGGACCGCUUGAAGCGGCUGUGCAAUACAGAUGGGCUGCCCAGGGUGCAGUUCUCUUCUCCGGAGCGACUCUUCUCGGCGCUAGAGGGCCACUCGGAGCAGCUGUGCACGUGGGUCGGAGAGCUCUUCCUGGAGCUACAUAAUGGCACCUACACCACCCAUGCCCAGAUCAAGAAGGGGAACCGGGAGUGUGAGCGGAUCCUGCAUGACGUGGAGCUGCUCAGCAGCCUGGCCCUGGCCCGCAGUGCCCAGUUCCUCUACCCGGCCGCCCAGCUACAGGACCUCUGGAGGCUCCUGCUUCUGAACCAGUUCCACGAUGUGGUGACUGGAAGCUGCAUCCAGCUGGUGGCAGAGGAAGCCAUGUGCCACUACGAAGACAUCCGUUCCCGUGGCAACACGCUGCUCAGCGCUGCAGCCGCAGCCCUUUGUGCUGGGGAACCAGGUCCUGAGGGCCUCCUCAUUGUCAACACACUGCCCUGGAAGCGCACUGAAGUGCUGGCCCUGCCCAGGCCUGGUGGGGCCCACUGCCUAGCUCUGGUGACAGUGCCCAGCAUGGGCUAUGCUCCCGCUCCCACCCCCACCUCGCUGCAGCCCCUGCUGCCCCAGCAGCCUGUGUUUGUAGUGCAGGAGACUGACGGUUCUGUGACUCUGGACAACGGCAUCAUCCGGGUGAGGCUGGACCCAACUGGCCGCCUGACGUCUCUGGUGCUGGUGGCCUCUGGCAGGGAGGCCAUUGCUGAGGGUGCCGUGGGGAACCAGUUUGUGCUGUUCGAUGAUGUCCCCCUGUACUGGGACGCGUGGGACGUCAUGGACUACCACCUAGAAACACGGAAGCCAGUGCUGGGCCAGGCAGGGACCUUGGCCGUGGGCACUCAGGGUGGCGUGCGGGGCAGCGCCUGGUUUCUGCUGCAGAUCAGCCCCAAUAGUCAGCUCAGCCAAGAGGUGGUGCUGGACGUCGGCUGCCCCUAUGUCCGCUUCCACACCGAGGUGCACUGGCACGAGGCCCACAAGUUCCUGAAGGUGGAGUUCCCUGCCCGUGUGCGGAGCCCCCAGGCCACCUUUGAGGUCCAGUUCGGACAUCUGCAGCGGCCCACCCACUACAACACCUCUUGGGACUGGGCCCGAUUUGAGGUGUGGGCCCACCGCUGGAUCGAUCUGUCAGAGCACGGCUUUGGGCUGGCUCUGCUCAAUGACUGCAAGUAUGGCGCGUCAGUGCGAGGCAGCGUCCUCAGCCUCUCCCUCUUGCGGGCGCCCAAGUCCCCUGACGCCACGGUUGACAUGGGGCGCCACGAGUUCACCUACGCGCUGAUGCCGCAUGAGGGUGAGUGCUGCGGCCCCGAUACCUCUCUGCCCCUCUCAGCCUCGGUUGCACCAACGGUAAGUGGGGAGCACUCCAGCAGUCCCACGCCCCUACCCUCAUUUUCCACCACGCGUCCCUUUCCGGUCUGCGCCCAGGGUCCUUCCAAGACGCUGGCGUUAUUCCCGCUGCCUACAGCCUCAACUUCCCCCUGUUGGCGCUGCCCGCCCCAGGCCCGGCACCCGCCGCCGCCUGGAGCGCCUUUUCAGUGUCCUCGCCCGCAGUCGUGUUGGAGACCGUCAAGCAGGCAAGGGCCGGUGGGGUGCGGGGAGCGGGCCGGGGUCCCGAGCUGGGCCCGCCCUCGGCCCCGCCCACCACCACCUCCCUCCGUAGGCGGAGACCAGCCUCCAGGGCCGCAAGCUGGUCCUGAGGCUGUACGAGGCCCACGGCAGCCACGUGGACUGCUGGCUGCACAUGUCGCUGCCGGUUCAGGAGGCCGUCCUCUGUGACCUCCUGGAGCGCCGUGACCCUGCUGGCCCCCUGCCCCUUCGGGACAGCCGCCUGAAGCUCACCUUUUCUCCCUUCCAAGUGCAGUCCCUGUUGCUCGUGCUGCAGCCCG
This is a messenger RNA of Aethalodelphis obliquidens (Pacific white-sided dolphin), 3355 nucleotides long. It is a transcript of the gene MAN2C1, whose product is annotated as mannosidase alpha class 2C member 1. The record is from RefSeq and is a predicted model, not a curated record. The transcript has 24 exons. Bases 24 to 3245 code for a protein of 1073 amino acids. Lineage: Eukaryota; Metazoa; Chordata; Mammalia; Artiodactyla; Delphinidae. Gene Ontology annotation, biological process: mannose metabolic process; oligosaccharide catabolic process. Gene Ontology annotation, molecular function: alpha-mannosidase activity; carbohydrate binding.